Messenger RNA from Leopardus geoffroyi (Geoffroy's cat), 5398 nucleotides. It is a transcript of the gene NOD2, whose product is annotated as nucleotide binding oligomerization domain containing 2. Lineage: Eukaryota; Metazoa; Chordata; Mammalia; Carnivora; Felidae. Gene Ontology annotation, biological process: regulation of apoptotic process. The record is from RefSeq and is a predicted model, not a curated record. The transcript has 12 exons. Gene Ontology annotation, molecular function: protein binding. Bases 1072 to 4134 code for a protein of 1020 amino acids.
CUGCAGGGGGAGAGGGUGGCCUAGGCUCUCCCGAUGCAGAAGAGUGGGCUGCUGUUCAUUCCCACGCAUCCUCUGGGUAAGAGGAUGUCAGCAAGGAAUGUCAGGUCUCCUGUUUUUGAUUCCUGGCCUCACACGUACCCGCCAGGCAUUGGGUCAGAGGGAGAGCGCCCACCCCAUUUCUGGGCUGUUCCCAGAGGGAGGUGGUUCUUUGCCCCAGGUCCUGGACAGGUGUGGCGGCGGGUCUGGCGUUUCCACAGCUGAGAGCCAUGCCAGGGCCAAGCCCAGACCUCUUCCUACCUGUCCUGUUCUCUCCUUUCCCCGCGUCCCAUCUCUACCCUCCUGACUCCUCUGCUUGGCAGUGGACACAGGGCGGAGGCCUGCUUGUCCAGAGAGAUCUAUUUCAGUUCCUGACUUACAGCAGCCGCUGCACUGGGGAUGCCCUCGCAAGUUGCCAGACCUGCAGGUAACCUUGCUGCCUCAGUUUCCUCAUGUGGCCAGCCCAAGGAUUUCCAUCCUAAGUGUUGGCAGCAGUCUGGGUUGGAGACGUCUCCUGUCCCUUCCUUUGGCUGGCAUAUGUGGACCGGCGUAGAAUGUUCCAGCCCCUCCCCUUCCUCGGUGGAGUUUUGAUUCAUAAGCAUUCCCCCCACCGUCCCCCACGCCUCCCCGGGGCUCAGCCCUGUGCCAAGCUUAUGGAUGCCAGGAUGAGUAAGACCCAGGCUUCUGCUUGGGCCAAGAAGGACGGGAGACACAUAAACAGUAACGAGGAAAGUUGCAAAAUCUCUAGGCACCUUGGCAUCUGCUCCCUUGAGUAUCUCAGAAUGUCUCUGUUUUGUAAAAACAAGGAGGUGUUGCCCUUCCUUUUCCCUUUCCCUUUCCCUUUCACUUUCUCUGGGCACUGUACCAGUCCGCGUCCCUGGUCCCUGUGACAGUCGCACAAUGGAGCCCGCUGAGAGAUUUUCUCUGCUGCUUGGGGACCCUCCCAGGGCUUGGAGCUCAGAGAAAUCUCUUCCCCUCAGAUUCCCAGAACCCAGAGUCUGAAGGCGGAGCCCAGAGCAAGCCACUGACAGAGGCAUGACAGCAUGUUAUGAGAUGUGCACACAGGAGGCUCUCCAGGCGCAGAGGAGCCAGCUGGUGGGGCUGCUGGUCUCGGGGUCCCUGGAGGGCUUCGAGAGCAUCCUGGACUGGCUGCUUUCCUGGGAAGUCCUCUCCUGGGAAGACUACGAGGGCCUCAGCCUCCUGGGCCAGCCCCUCUCCCAGUUGGCCAGGCGCCUCCUGGACACUGUCUGGAAGAAGGGUGCUUGGGGCUGUGAACAGCUCAUCGCAGCUGUCCGGGAGGCCCAGACCGGCUGUCAGGCUCCGGAGCUUUCCUGCCGCUGGGAUCCCCACUCACCCCACCCAGCGCAUGACCUGCAGAGUCACCGGCCCGCCAUCGUCAGGAGACUCUACAGCCACGUGGAGGGUGUGCUGGACCUGGCACAGGAGCGGGGUUUCAUCAGCCGGUAUGAAUGUGAUGAAAUCAGGCUGCCUGUUUUCACGUCAUCCCAGCGGGCAAGAAGGCUGCUGGAUCUCGCGACCGUGAAGGCGAAUGGGUUGGCCGCCUUCCUUCUACGACAUGUUCAGGAAUUGCCAGUCCCGGUGGCCCUGCCUUUCGGUGAUGCCGCGUGUGAGAAGUACAUGUCCAAGCUGAGGACCACGCUAUCUGCUCAGUCUCGUUUCCUGAGCACCUAUGAUGGGGCAGACAAUCUUUGCCUGGAGGAAGUAUACACAGAGAAUGUUCUGGAAAUCCGGACAGAGCUGGGCGUGGCCGACGCCCCACCGAAAAGCCCCGCCACCCUGGGCCUGGAGGAACUCUUCAGCACCUGUGGCCACCUCAACGAGGACGCUGACACCGUGCUGGUGGUGGGCGAGGCGGGCAGCGGCAAGAGCACUUUGCUGCAGCGGGUGCACUUGCUGUGGGCCACGGGGCGCCACUUCCGGGAAUUCCUCUUCGUCUUCCCAUUCAGCUGCCGGCAGCUGCAGCGUGUGGCAAAGCCGCUGUCCGUGCAGACGCUGCUCUUUGAACACUGCUGUUGGCCCGACGUCGGCCGCCAGGACGUCUUCCAGUUCCUCCUUGACCACCCCAACCGCGUCCUCUUAACCUUCGACGGCUUCGACGAGUUCAGGUUCAGGUUCACGGAUCGCGGCGAGCGCCACUGCUCUCCGACCGACCCCACGUCGGUCCAGAAUCUGCUGUUCAACCUACUGCAGGGCAACCUGCUGAAGAACGCCCGCAAGGUGUUGACCAGCCGUCCGGACGCGGUGUCGGCUUUCCUCAGGAAGUACCUGCGCGUGGAACUCAACCUGAAGGGCUUCUCGGAAGAGGGCAUCGAACUGUACCUGAGGAAGCGCCACCGCGAGCCGGGGGUGGCCGACCGCCUCAUCCGCAUGCUCAGAGCGACCUCAGCCCUGCACGGCUUGUGCCACCUUCCCGUCAUCACGUGGAUGGUGUCCAAAUGCCACCAGGAACUGUUGCUGCCGGGCGGGGGGUCCCCAAGGACCACCACGGAUAUGUACCUGCUGAUCGUGCAGCAUUUUCUGCUGCGUGCCUCCCCGCCCGACGCGGCCCCCCGCAGCCCGGGGCCCGGGCUGCUUCGAGGCAGGCUCCCCGCCCUUCUGCACCUCGGCUGGCUGGCUCUCUGGGGCCUGGGCACGUGCUGCUACGUGUUCUCCUCCAGGCAGCUCCAGGCGGCACACGUCGACGGCGACGACGUCUCUCUCGGCUUCCUGGUGCGUGCCAAGAGCGUCGCGCCCGGCAGCGUCACCCCCCUGGAAUUCCUGCACAUCACCUUCCAGUGCUUCUUCGCCGCCUUCUACCUCGUGCUCAGCGCCGACGUGCCACCGUCCUCGCUCAGACGCCUCUUCCGCUGUCACACGCCGGGCGGCUCGCUCCUGGCCAGGCUGCUGCCCGCGGCGUGCGUGCGGCGCCCGGGGCGCGAGGAGGGCGGCGUGGCGGCGUUGCUCCAGGAGGCCGAGCCGCACAACCUCCAGAUCACCGCCGCCUUCCUGGCGGGGCUGCUGUCCCGGGAGCACAGGGGCCUGCUGGCCGAGGGCCAGGCGUCUGAGAAGGCCCUGCUCCGGCGCUGGGUCUGCGCCCGGUGGUGUCUGUCGCGCAGCCUCCACAAGCACUUUCACGCCAUCCCCCCGGCCGUGCCCGGGGAGGCCAAGAGCAUGCACGCCAUGCCCGGGUUCGUCUGGCUCAGCCGCAGCCUGUACGAGAUGCAGGAGGAGCGACUGGCGCGGGAGGCCGUGCGAGGCCUGAAGGUCGGGCACCUCAAGCUGACCUUUUGCGGCGUGGGCCCCGCGGAAUGUGCCGCCCUGGCGUUUGUGCUGCGGCACCUGCGGCGGCCCGUGGCCCUGCAGCUGGACCACAACUCUGUAGGUGACGUUGGUGUGGAGCAGCUGCUGCCUUGUCUCGACGUGUGCAAGGCUCUUUACUUGCGAGAUAACAAUAUCUCAGACCGAGGCAUCUGCAAGCUCGUCGAACAUGCUCUUCACUGUGAGCAGCUGCAGAAGUUAGCUCUCUUCAACAACAAACUGACCGAUGGCUGUGCACACUCCGUGGCGAGGCUCCUUGCGUGCAGGCAGAACUUCUUGGCUUUGAGGCUGGGCAAUAACCACAUCACUGCCUCGGGAGCCCAGGUGCUGGCUGAGGGGCUCAGAGCCAACGCCUCCUUGCAGUUCUUGGGGUUCUGGGGCAACAAGGUGGGUGACGAAGGGGCCCAGGCCUUGGCCGAAGCCUUGGGUGAUCACCAGAGCUUGAAGUGGCUCAGCCUGGUGGGAAACAACAUCGGCAGUGUGGGGGCUCAAGCCUUAGCCUUAAUGUUGGAAAAGAACGUGACACUGGAAGAACUCUGCCUGGAGGAGAACCAUCUCCAGGAUGAAGGUGUGUGUUCUCUUGCCAAAGGACUUCAGAGGAAUUCAAGUUUGAAAGUCCUAAAGCUGUCCAACAACCACAUCACCUACCUUGGAGCUGAAGUCCUUCUGCAGGCCCUGGAAAGGAAUGAUACCAUCCUGGAAGUCUGGCUCCGAGGCAACACUUUCUCUCCAGAGGAGACUGAGAGGCUCAGCCAGAGGGACACCAGACUCUUGCUCUGAAGCCCGGAGGCCAACGUUCAUCUCAGUUUGUUUGUGAACAGGCCGUGGGUUUGGAUCCCAGAAGCUGGAUUCCAUCUGGCAGCAGUCCAUUCACCCAGAGCCGAGUCCUGCCCGGGACAAGCACAAUAGGUCACCUUUGUUCUGGCAGAAGAAGGAGCAACCGUGCCCUUUAGAGUAACUCUUCUGCAGCCUGUUUUGCAUCCCGUUCUUCCCAAGAGUCGAUCUGUGGAACUUAGAAGAGGAGCGGCUCCCCACCACCUCUGGCCGAUCCGACGCGGGUCAGUGGGGCGCAUGGAGGUUACUGCGUGCCUGGUGCUGUAGAGACCUGGACCCACAGGAGCGGCCCCCCUUCCCACCUGCCUCACAGUGAGGAGGGGGAUUCAGGGAGCAGCUUUCUGCCAUGUUUUAACUCACGGGUUGUCGCCCAUCCAGAAGUUCCCCACAUCUGGUCCCUCCCUGCAUCCUGGAUCCCUGCACGUGGCACUUCCUCUGAGGGUAAAGUUUCAGAAUAUAGGUGUUCUCAGCUUUGGUAUUUAUAGCCUCGCCCCCCCCCCCCCACAAGCCCAGGGUGGGAAGGGCUGCAAUUCACCUGCUCUCCUUCCUGAUACUUAACACAUGAUCGAAAGGGGACACAUGACAGCCGUUCGUUCCCUAAGAUGGGCUAGAUUUUCCAAAAAAUAAGACGACACUACGGCAAAUAUCACACACACAAUUUUUUUUUUUUUUUUUUUUUUCUUUUCAGCGAAGUCAAUUACUCUUCAGUUAAGCCUUUGGAAACAACGCCCCACCCAAAUGCAGCUUUUUAGAAUCAGAAUUUUGAAUAGUCCCACCAGGUCUCUGGUUGAUGCCUGUGAGUUGUGACAGCAGACCCCUGAAAUGGUUCAGUGUUACGUGAUACAGAGUUAUGGAUCAAAACUUUACAGGGGCGAAAUCAAAGACUUUUCCUUAUAAGGCAGAUGUUUUUCUGGAUUUUUCAAAAUGGUGCAUUGUUGAAGCCUCCGUAAACCGUCAGGUGUGGUCAGAGUGUUAUUACUUAAACGUUACUUUUUGUGCAAACUGGUUACUAUUUAUAAACCACUUGGUUUGAUUCUCUCAAGUUUGUUUUUGUAAAAAACACGACCAUGAAUUUUAUGCUGUAAAUAGUCACAGGGGAGGAGAACUGUUGAGUCCUCAAAGCUGUGGGGGUCUCAAUAGAUGGUGACCAAAAUGUUUAAAAGAUAUUCGUGAAUGUUGUCAAAUAUUAAAGCACAAUUUUCUACUUGGA